This is a messenger RNA of Chlorella variabilis, 1158 nucleotides long. RefSeq lists its product as hypothetical. The transcript is spliced from 12 exons. Gene Ontology annotation, cellular component: plasma membrane. NCBI's taxonomy places the organism in Eukaryota, Viridiplantae, Chlorophyta, Trebouxiophyceae, Chlorellales, Chlorellaceae. The record is from RefSeq and is a predicted model, not a curated record. The coding region runs from base 1 to 1158 and encodes 385 amino acids.
AUGAAAGACGCAGCCGGCUGCUGGGGAGUGGAUGGCACACCCAACCUGUCCCUGUACUGGUGCUGUACCGCCGAUGUACCUCUGAUGCAGUACAUGGAAGCUGUGGAGAGUGUGUUUGGGCGGCGGGGCGCCAUCACGCUGGGCUGGAUCCAGGGCAUCCUCAUCUUUGCCGGCGGCCAGCUGCUGCUUAGCCAGACGCCCAGCAUGGACGAGAGCUGGGUGGCCUCGGUGGUGGCCACGGCCAUGUCCUUUGGCUACUCCUCCAUCGCCCUCGGCCUCUCCAUCGGCAAAGUGGCAGACGGCAACGUGCACGGCACGCUGGGCGGGCGGGAGAGCAGCGACAAAGUGUGGGGCAUUUUCGGGGCGUUUGGCAACGUGAUCUUUGCCUAUGCCUUCUCCAUGAUCCUGAUUGAGAUUAUGGACACCGUGGCCGACGCCCCGCCCGGCUUUGGCGACAGCCAGUUCCUCGCCGCACCCAGCGCCAGCAGCGCCUCAACGCUGAAGGACCCCAACGCCAAGGACGGCAGCAGCCUGGCCAGCGGCGGCAGCGCCGCGUACGCCGGCCCGCUCCCCGGCGCCGCGCCCGCGCGGGACGACCGGCAGCGGUGGCAGGUGGUGCAAAUGCGCAAGGCAGUCAACUGGGCCAUGGUCAUAAUCACUUUCUUCUUUGUGUCGGUUGGAGUGUUUGGGUACCUGGCGUUUGGCGACGUGCCGUGCGGCACCGGCGGCAACGUGCUCACCUGCUACUCCUCCCCGCGCUGGCUGCUCAUCGCCGCCAACACGAUGGUGUACUCCCAGCCCGUGUUUUUCUUUGUUGAGGGCUGGAUCCGCCACAGCCCACGCUUCCCGGCCUAUGCCUCCUCCCGCGCCGCCGUCAUCUCCGGCCGCUGCUUCUACGUGGCCGUCGUGGCGGCGAUCAGCAUGAUGCUUCCUUUCUUCUCUGACAUGGUCGGACUGGUCGGCGCGCUCGGGUUCUGGCCGGCCACGGUUCUGUUCCCAAUCGAAAUGUACAUCCGUGUGUACAAGCCCAGCAGAAGGGCCUGGUGGCUGCUGGAGGCGCUCAACCUGCUGUGCCUGGUGCUGACAGUGUGCGCGGUGGCGGGCAGCGUGCAGCAGAUCGUCGUGGAUGCAAGCACUUACUCCUUCUUUGCAGACUGA